AUGCGGAGGGACCCUUCCGAAGGCAAGCCCCCGGACGGAAGCAGCGUAACCGACUCCAGGGAGGGGAGGUCAACAGGGCAAGCCACUGACCAAGCGACUGACCAAGCGACUGACCAAUCGGCUGACCUAUCUGCUAACCAGCGGACUGCCACCCAACAACCCAACAUCCUCAUCCACACACGGUGCAACCUCCCAAGCGACUCACAGAAAAAUAUUAAUUGUUCAAGCAAUGUGGGAAACCAACUUUGCUUUGAUGACUUUUCAAAAGGAGGAAAUUUCUCUCAUGACAUUGUUAAUGAGAACCUGCCGCCUGGAGUAGCGUGUAGAGAAGUGAACGACUUCCGAGCCCCUACUCCGUUGGCUACCUUGGGGGAUGACGCUGGUUGUUCCGAAGAAGGGGGAGCAGCGGUAGGGCAGCAAGUGGGAAGAAUGGAAGAAGUAGGUGGAGUAGUAGUGGAAGAAGAAGAAGAAGAAGAAGACAUGGGCCAAGACACUGCCCCACCGCCAGGGGACGAAGCCGAACCUGCGCUCUCCAUAGAAGAACAGAGCACCGAGUCGUACGACGGCUCCAGCGAGUUCUCACUGGACGGUGUGGGUGAAGGCAUGCUGGACUGCUUUAAACAAGCGUAUGACACAAGGAGGAAGUCGAAGCUUAGGGGGAGAACGAAGGAAGGGAAGACAGAAGCAGAGGGGAACACGGUGGAAGAGGACAAUGUCAACCAUGAUGUUACAAAUGAAGGAGAUGCGAACGAAGGAGAGGCCGACCCGGGCCCACUCCCCUCCGAGGAGAACUACUCGUACACCGUGCACGACAAAAACGACUUAGAUGCAAUCAUCCGAAGCUCCAUCAAAACAUACAGCUGCGCCCUCAUGAAAAAAAUACUCCUUCACGGAAAAAUAUUUAUCACACAUGAUAGCGUCUACUUCAUGUCCCUCUUCGACUCACUCUUCUCAAACAUCUCCAUCCUCCGCAUUCCUUACGAAUCCAUACAAGCCGUAGAAAAAAUGAGCGUCCUUAACUUCAUCCCCAAUGCUCUGAAGAUUGUUGUGAAAAACAAGUCCUUCCUUUUCACAUCCUUUGUACACAGGGAUCAUGCUUACGACUUUAUCAUGGACAUGGUCCGGGACCAUAGACUGGCUAGCCAAAUUCCCAAGAAGGGCGUCGUCCUCUACAACACGGAGGAUGAUUAUUAUGAUGAUGAGGAUGAGGACGAUCAUGAUGAAGAGGGAGAAGGGGAGGAAGAAGAAAACGAAACGACCAAAGAGUCAAGCCAAGAGGAAGGAACAACCGAGCAAGGACAGCUAAACAGGCGGAAGAAGAAGAAAAAGAAGAAACGCCCCCGUCUGCUCAGCGAAGCGAAGAGUUCGAAGAAACAGCAUGACCAGUCCAUCCUUUACACCAUCACCCCUACGCAGCACGACCUACUAAUGAAUGACCAGCCCAAGCGGGCGGAAGAGCUUCCAGCAGAGCCAGCUGAUGAAGAGGAAAACACAGCCAGAUCCAUCCCUCCACACAAAGAAAAAAAAAAUUAUAUAGUGAUACAAACGGGAAACGAUAUAGUACAACCACACAUUGCAGACAAGGAAGAAGAACUGUUGAGGGAAAACAACUUUAUCCAAUGCAACUACCAUACCGAUAGUCUACAAAUAAAUGAAGAUUUUAAAAAAAUAUUCCUUGACAUUUUCUCCCAAUUCGAUGAUAAGAAUCCUUUUGUGAAAAGUGUUGAGGACAAAAACCCGAACAAUUUAAGUUAUGAGCACUUGAAGAAUUUGAAUAGGGAGCUACAGAGCAAGGGACACCUGUCGUAUGAAUCCUUUUACAACAUAUCCCUGUUUGAUGAUGAGAAGAGAGUGUUUGGCAUGCCUGCACGAUCCGACGUGAAGGAACAUUUAUCUUUUUUUUUUCUCCAGAAUGCCAUUGUCAUACAAAAGUGCGUUGUUCUUCUGUGCAGUGUGCCGCUAGUAGACUCCUUCCGUACAAUCAUCACAAUCACCCUCCACAAUGUGCUCCUGGAAGGGGACAACACGGGCCAAGCUACCCUUGGAGGAACCCCCGGUACACACAUCGACUUUGCGUACGACAUCGAAUUUGUAAAGCACACUUUUUUUAAAUAUCAAAUAAAAAACAACGCCCUCCCUGAGCUGGAAAUCUCCGUCAACAAUCUGAAGAGGUACACACAGGAAGCGAUGGAAGAUAGGUAUAUACAGCCCGGCUCAACAAAUAAAAAUAAUCACACGAAAAUUAGCCACUACACCUUUGUAAAGGACUACCUCGAUAUAAUGACCAUUGGUGAAGAGAAAACUUUUGAAAAUGCCAACAAUACGGGGCCCUCGGAAACGGCUGUUCAGGCGAAUGACAACACUUCUUCGGCAUGGUCCACAGCGAAGAGGUACUUCAAGGCGGAGUUUAAUCCCCUAUCGCAGAGUAUGCGCCACAGAUUGGUCGUUUGGAGCUUCCUGGUGUUCAUGCUUGCAAUAAUGAUGUAUAAAGUAAUUGAGAGAAAGAUGCCAAGGGAAAUCAUCACCCUGCAGUGCGGGCAGUGCGGAAACCAGAUCGGAGUGGAGUUCUGGAAGCAGUUGUGCAACGAACACAACAUAGACAAAGAGGGAAUAUUGAAAAACAAUAAUUACCUCAACGAGGACCGCAAGGACAUUUUCUUUUACCAAGCAGACGAUGAACACUUCAUCCCAAGGGCACUGCUCUUUGACCUAGAGCCAAGAGUUAUUAACAGCAUUCAAGCCAGCGAAUAUCGUAACCUAUACAACCCUGAAAAUAUGUUCAUUUCUAAAGAAGGAGGAGGAGCAGGGAAUAACUGGGGGUGUGGAUACAGCCAAGGACACAAGGUUGAAGAAGAAAUAAUUGACAUGAUUGAUCGGGAGGUAGAUAACAGUGACAACCUGGAGGGCUUCAUUUUAUCUCAUUCAAUUGCAGGAGGGACUGGUAGCGGUAUGGGUAGUUACUUACUUGAACUUUUGAAUGACAAUUAUUCAAAGAAAGUAAUACAAACCUUUUCUGUUUUUCCUCUCCUGACGAAUGAAAGUAGUGAUGUAGUGGUGCAACCCUACAAUAGCAUACUUACAUUGAAGAGAUUAAUUCUAAGUACAGACAGUGUAGUAGUCAUUGAUAAUACAUCCUUGAACAGAAUCUUUGUGGACCGAUUAAAAUUAAACAACCCCACGUUUCAACAAACCAAUACAAUAAUUUCAAAUGUCAUGUCCGCUUCCACUACAACCUUAAGAUACCCUGGUAGUAUGAACAACGACAUGAUCAGUUUAAUUUCAUCUCUUAUUAUAAAUCCUAAGUGUCAUUUCCUGGUUACCUCAUACACACCUAUUACCAUUGACAAGCAUCUCUCCAACGUACAAAAAACGACUGUACUCGAUGUUAUGAAGAGACUAUUGCAUACGAAAAAUAUUAUGGUGUCUGUACCAGUCAGGAGAGGCAUGUACAUUUCCAUCCUGAACAUCAUCAGAGGAGAAACCGACCCCACACAAGUACAUAAAGGACUACAAAGGAUACGAGAUAGAAAGCUUGUUAAUUUUAUCAAAUGGAAUCCUGCCUCCAUUCAAGUCACUUUAGCCAAACCAUCUCCUCACGUAGUCUCCACUCAUAAGGUCUCCGGGUUGAUGAUGGCAAACCACACGUCCAUCUCCACCCUCUUCGAACGAUGUGUCACUCAAUUUGACAGACUCUUUAAAAGAAGGGCCUUCUUGGACAAUUAUAAAAAGGAGCCCAUGUUCAGCAGCGCGGAUGGCCAGGGCAACUUUGAGGAAAUGGAGUCCUCCAAGGAAAUCACACAAAACCUGAUUGACGAGUACAAGAGCGCUGAGCGGGACGACUACUUCAGCCACGCCUACCUCUGA
Messenger RNA from Plasmodium fragile, 3864 nucleotides. Its product is annotated as tubulin gamma chain. The record is from RefSeq and is a predicted model, not a curated record. The transcript has 3 exons. Gene Ontology annotation, biological process: mitotic spindle organization; cytoplasmic microtubule organization; microtubule nucleation. Gene Ontology annotation, molecular function: structural constituent of cytoskeleton; GTP binding. Bases 1 to 3864 code for a protein of 1287 amino acids. Gene Ontology annotation, cellular component: nucleus; cytoplasm; gamma-tubulin complex. Lineage: Eukaryota; Apicomplexa; Aconoidasida; Haemosporida; Plasmodiidae.